AUGCGUCAGUCGUGCCGCGCUGUCGCCGCCUUGGCCGCAACAGCCAAGGCCGCAACCCUUGCGGAUUUGUGCACUGUGGCUAAUGUGCAAUCGGCGCUUCCGGCCAACGGCACCCUGGUCGGCAUCGAUUUGCUCCCGUCUACGGUGACUGCCAGUCCCGUCUACAAUGCCACUGGCGGCAUGAGCAGCACCGCAACAUACACGUACUGCAACGUCACCGUGGCCUACACCCACACCGGGAAGGGUGAUAUUGUCAACCUCAAGUACGCCUUGCCCAGCCCGUCCUCUUUCAGCAACCGGUUCUACGUAGCCGGUGGCGGUGGCUUCUCCCUGUCAAGCGACGCAACCGGCGGCCUCGCCUACGACGCCGCCUCCGGUGCCACCGACGCGGGCUACGACGCCUUCAGCACUAGCUACGAUGAGGUCGUCCUCUAUGGCAACGGGUCCAUCAACUGGGACGCCACCCACAUGUUCGGCUACCAGGCUUUGGGCGAGAUGACACAGGUCGGCAAGCCCCUGACGCGGGGAUUCUACGCCCUGGCAGACGACACCAAGUUGUACACGUACUUCGAGGGCUGCUCCGACGGCGGCCGCGAGGGCAUGUCGCAGGUGCAGCGCUACGGCGAGGAGUUCGACGGCGCUAUUACCGGCGCGCCUGCUUUCCGGUUCGCCCACCAGCAGGUCCUCCAUGUUUAUUCUUCCGCCGUCGAGCAGACUUUGGACUACUACCCCCCGCCCUGCGAGUUGGAGAAGAUCGUCAACGCUACCAUCGCCGCCUGUGACCCGCUCGACGGCCGCACCGACGGCGUGAUCUCGCGUACCGAUCUGUGCAUGCUGAACUUCAACCUGACGUCUAUCAUCGGCGAGUCGUACUACUGUGCCGCCGAGACCAGCAGCUCGCUCGGCUUCGGCUUUAACAGGAAGCGUCAGGCCCAGGGUAGCACUACGAGCACCACGCCCGAGCAGAACGGCACCGUGACGGCCGAGGGUGUUGCCGUUGCCCAAGGCAUUUAUGAUGGUAUCUUCAACUCGGAGGGCGAGCGUGCGUACCUGUCAUGGCAGAUUGGAUCCGAGCUUGGCGAUGCUGCUACCACUUACAACAACGAGACGGACACGUGGGAGCUCAACAUCCCGUCUACUGGCGGUGAAUAUGUUACCAAGUUCAUCCAACUCCUCGACCUUGACAACCUUUCGGACCUGAACAACGUAACCUACGACACCCUAGUCGACUGGAUCAACACCGGCUUCGUCCGCUACUACGAGAGCCUGCAAACCACCCUCCCCGAUCUGACCCCCUUCCAAUCCACGGGCGGCAAGCUGCUCCACUACCAUGGCGAGUCCGAUUCCAGCAUCCCGGCCGCCUCCUCGGUUCACUACUGGCAAUCGGUACGCUCGAUCAUGUACCCCGACCUGUCGGACGAGGAGGCCCUUGCCGCUCUGCAGGAGUGGUACCAAUUUUACCUGAUCCCCGGCGCGGGACACUGCGGCGCCAACAGCCUGCAGCCUGGCCCGUACCCCCAGAACAACAUGGAUAUCAUUAUUGACUGGGUUGAGAAUGGUGUGCAGCCCACGGCGCUCAACGCUACUGUUUCGUCCGGCGUCAAGGCGGGGGAGACGCAGAUGCUGUGCCAGUGGCCUACUCGUCCCCUUUGGGCCAGCGAGAACGCUACGUCGUUUGAUUGUGUCGAGGAUGAGGCGUCCAUUGAUUCCUGGACGUAUACUUUCCCCGCUUUCAAGCUUCCUGUCUACUAA
Molecule: messenger RNA, 1752 nt
Organism: Pseudomassariella vexata
Lineage: Eukaryota; Fungi; Ascomycota; Sordariomycetes; Amphisphaeriales; Pseudomassariaceae
Product: tannase
Exons: 2
Coding region: 1-1752 (583 amino acids)
Source: RefSeq, a predicted model, not a curated record